GCAUGUGUCAAAAAAAGAUUUUGUUUUUGGCACGUUUAUCGUUGGUACAUUUUUCUCCUACGUAAAAUUUGUUGUUAACAGAAAGUAAAAGAUAAUUUGGCUAGGGACUCGGAAAAUUAAUUAAUUUAAGUAAAAAUUGGUAAUUUAACUUUUGGAAGCAACAAUUUUCCCAAGGGGAUAUAAUGUCUUCAACGAAAUUAUACACAAAGGAUGCACGGAUAUGGAUCCAAGCCACAGAUCCAAGCCUUGUUUGGGAGGGUGCCGUACUCACUGCCCCCUAUACUCCAGAAUCCAAAGUAAUCCACUUAGUAACAGACGCAGGCGUCUCAAAAACAAUUCCAAUAAAAAACGAAGACACAGAUUUGCCGCCACUACGAAAUCCUGCCAUAUUGAUCGGUCAAAAUGACCUAACUGCAUUGUCGUACCUGCACGAGCCGGACGUGCUGCAUAAUCUCGAAGUCAGGUUUUGUGGCCGACAAGCCAUUUACACAUACUGCGGUAUCAUAUUGGUUGCAAUCAACCCGUAUGCCGAAUUACCACUAUAUGGACCUGACAUGAUUCGAGCGUAUCGCGGCCAUGCGAUGGGUGAAUUGGAACCGCAUAUAUUUGCUGUGGCUGAGGAAGCAUACGCUAAAUUGGAACGAGAAAAGUGUGAUCUUAGUAUUAUUGUUAGCGGAGAAUCAGGCGCCGGAAAAACCGUUUCCGCUAAAUAUGCAAUGAGAUAUUUUGCAGCCGUCGGUGGUAGUGAAUCUGAGACGCAAAUCGAAAAGAAAGUGUUGGCCAGUAGUCCGAUUAUGGAAGCAAUUGGCAAUGCUAAAACCACACGAAACGAUAAUAGUUCGAGAUUUGGUAAAUUCACGAAACUUCUGUUCACCAAUUAUUUGAAUGUAAUGUCCUUGACGGGAGCUACCAUGCAGACGUAUUUGUUGGAAAAGUCGAGAGUUGUGUUUCAAGCUCCUGGCGAACGAAAUUAUCACAUCUUUUAUCAACUGUGUUCUGCUAGAGAUCAAUGGCCGGAAUUGAUGUUGGAUCAUCAAGACAAAUUUCGAUUCCUAAAUCAGGGUAAUUCGCCAGAUAUAGCGAGGGUGUCUGACCUUGAUCAGUUUAGCGAAACAAUAGGAGCGCUGAACACACUUGGAUUUACUCAGGGCGAGGUAAACGACAUUGUCAAAGUUUUGGCUUCCAUUCUUCACCUGGGUAACAUCGAAUUUUUCCUAUCGAACAGAAAAAAUUCCAAAGAAUCCGAUAACGAUGGAUGCUCUGUCAACGCGGACGAUUUGCAUUUAAAUCUCUUCAGCGACAUUCUCAAAUUGAAUGUAGACGACCUGCAGAAGUGGUUAAUUCACAAACAAAUCGAAUCGAUGAACGAAACCGUUCUCAUUCCCAUAAACUUAUCCACGUCUGAAGCAGCUCGGGAUGCGCUUGCGAAACACAUUUACGCAAAACUGUUUCAGUACAUCGUCAAUGUGAUUAACAAGAGUUUAGUAAGCGGCAAAAAACAGAACUGUUUCAUCGGCGUGCUGGACAUUUACGGUUUUGAGACAUUCGAAACGAAUUCGUUCGAACAGUUUUGCAUCAAUUAUGCUAACGAGAAGCUGCAACAACAGUUCAACCAGCAUGUCUUCAAGUUAGAGCAGGAAGAGUAUCUCAAAGAAGGAAUCGUCUGGACUAUGAUCGAUUUUUAUGAUAAUCAGCCGUGCAUUGAUUUGAUUGAAUCCAAGCUGGGCAUUUUGGAUUUAUUGGAUGAGGAGUGUCGGAUGCCAAAGGGAUCGGACGAGUCAUGGGUUGGAAAAUUGAUAGAAAAAUGUUCCAAGUACAAACACUUCGAUAAGCCUCGAUUCGGAACGAAUUCGUUCUUCGUCAAACACUUUUCCGAUACCGUGGAGUAUGACGCAUUUAGUUUUCUGGAGAAAAACCGUGACACCGUCUCCAAGGAACUGGUCAAUUGUCUGCGAGAAUCCGAAAUGGAUUUCUUACGAAAAUUGAUGGAGCUCGACGACUGUGACGAUGGCAAACAAAAUAAAUUGAAUACGUCGCUCAGCGGACGAGUCGUGAUUAGUGCAUCAAAGUCAUUGAAUACAACGCCGGGAAGGAACAGAUCUAUGCCAUCCAGGCAACACCGCCAAUCUGUUGGUUCCCAGUUCCGAGAGAGCUUAAGUAUGCUCAUCCAAACACUUCACGCAACCACUCCGCACUAUGUCCGUUGCAUAAAACCCAACGAAGAGAAAAAGGCGUUCAAAUGGGAACCAACUAAAAUAGUUCAACAGCUGAGAGCCUGUGGCGUGCUGGAAACAGUACGAAUAUCCGCUGCUGGGUUUCCUUCUCGCUGGCAAUACGAUGAUUUCUAUGCUCGUUACCGAUUGCUCUGCAAAAGUUCGCAAAUUACUGAGUACGAUUUCAAGGAAACGUCCACCCAAAUUAUUAACAAUUGGAUUCACGACGAUGAUAAAUACCGGUUCGGCAACACGCAGAUAUUCUUUCGAGCUGGGCAAGUGGCGUUUUUGGAACAGGUCCGCCUGGACGUUCGUAAGAAAUACAUUAUUGUCGUUCAGUCCAUGGUGCGACGAUUUGUCUAUCGACACAGAUAUAACAGGCUACGCAAAUCAGUGUUGGGUAUACAAAGAUAUGCGCGGGGUUACAUGGCUAGAAGAAAGGCAGAUCAACUUCGAAAAAAUCGAGCCGCCGUUACCAUACAGCGCUAUGUCCGAGGAUGGGUCGCCCGAAACAAGUUUGUACAAGCUCGCAAAUCGGUACUCGGUAUUCAAAAGUAUGGUCGAGGUCUGCUGGCUCGUCGUAAGUUCACGGCGAACUUGGACAAUUAUAAGGCAACUCAAAUCCAACGAUUGUGCCGUGGCUAUCUAGCACGUGUGGCUUAUAAGUCUAAAUUGAGGAAGAUUAUCAUCUGCCAGUCGGCGGUGCGUCGAUUCUUGGCGAAACGAUUGUAUAAAAAGAUGAAAGCCGAAGCUCGGACCAUUUCGCACAUGCAAAAAAUGUACAAAGGCUUGGAAAACAAAAUCAUUUCGAUGCAACAGCGAAUCGACGAAUUAAACAAGGAGAAUGUCCAGCUGAAGACAAAGAACUCUGAGAUUCCUGAGCUGAAAACGAAAUUGGAAGGAAUGAAAAACAUGGAAAAUGAGUUGAAAGCCAGUCGCAUUGAGUCCGUGAAAAAAGACGAAGCUCUGGUUGCAAUGCGCCAACAAUUGGAGAAUGAACGCGAUGAGAAAAUGAAUAUUCUCGAGGACAGAGCAGUCGCUGAACAAGAGUGGGAUAGCCAGAAGCAAACGUGGAGAGUGGAAAACGAGGAGCUGAAGAAGCAAGUACACGAAAUGAUCGAAUUCGCUAAAAAGGAAGAGAAAGUCACUACUUCGCAAAAAAGUCGUCUACUUUCGGAAGUCGAUAAUAAUGAAAUCCAUCAGGCGUACCAACAUGCCAUCAAGGACAAAGAGAAUUUGGAAAGUGACAACUACAUCUUACGCAACGAGAUCGAUCGCCUUGUUCGCUUGAUUCCGAAGGGUAACAUCACACAUUCCCGUUCAAUCAGCAACGCAUCCAGCAUCAACAUUGAUGAAGACUUUGGCUAUUCAUCGUCGCGUAAUACUUUAGAAGUAAAAAGGCCGGGUCACAGUACUCCACCAACGCAUGCUGAUAGUUCGAAGGGUGAAAGUUUCCUAACUCCAGAGACAUUUGCUGCAAAAAUCAACUCAUCAACACCGACAAAGAGCUCAGAUACGGUGUUGAUUUUGAAAUUGAGGAAGCUGUUGGAUGACGAACGCCUGAAACGGAAGUCGCUGGAAAAACAAAUUUCUAGGAUAGACAAUAAGUCGAACAAGUCGAUGACGAAUGAAGAGUCUCUCAAAGCGUCCGAACUGGAAGUCGAGAAUGAAAAAUUGCGACAAGAUUAUCAGUUACUUCGCAACAGCAUCAAUCGCGGUGUGGAAAGUCAAGAGUUGGAAGCGCAAUACGUAGCUUUGCAAGACGAAAAUAAACGUCGCAGAGAUGAGUGCAUCCAAUUGAGAGCAAUAUUAGCGCAGCAAAGCCAAUCGUUACGUACGUUAGGAUCCGCCGGUAUUAAAAACGAAACUGGAAUGAAUGAAGGUGAAAUUGUUGAAGCUUUCCAAGCACAAAAGCUUGUUAACAGACAACUUGAAUCUGAGCUAUCAGCGUUGACCGAAGAAAAUAAUUUACGGUUGACCGAGCUCAAUAAAACAAUUGACGAUUUACGUAGCGAUCGCGAUAAAUUGCAGGAAAUUAUCUACGAAAAGGUCAUUCAUACCGAUGACACAAGCGUCGAAGUGCUUCAGCAAAGUGUCUCCUAUUUACGGUAUGAAUUGGAAAAGGCGUUGACUCUGUACUCCGAACAGCAGGAGCAGAUCGAUGAAUUGACACGAAAAGUGGAAGAUCUGAUUAACAAGAACAACAUUUUGUCGAAUCGAUUACGCGAGCACGGACUGGAUGAUUCGACAAAGCUGAAGGAGAACGUCAAAAGUAACUUGGCCGUCGUCAAGAAAAAGGCUCAGGUCUAUCGAGGUAUCUUCAAAUACAACGAGAAGGAUACUGAUAAGAUACUGCAGCGGUUGAUAGUUGAAUUAACGCCACGUGUAGCUAUUACACUGUUUCCUGGAUUGCCGGCCUACAUUGUGUUUAUGACCAUCAGGUACACUGAUCUGCUCAAUACUGACAAGGAUGUACGUCUUUUGCUCACAAACUUCUUGCUGAACGUGAGGAAAGUGUAUCGCUCGCCAAAUACCAGCGAAUAUCGUGUGUUGUGGCUUGUUAACACACUCAAAUUGCACAACCUUUUAAAGCAGUACGGUGGGGUUGAUGAAUACAUGUUACUGAACACCGACAGUCAAAAUCAGCAGCAACUCAAAAAUUUUGAUUUGUCCGAGUACAGGCAAGUCAUUUUGGGAGAUAUCACCGGUUUGCAUGAAAAAACCGUUCGUCAAGUUCAAGAGGUCAUGAAACCGCACAUUGUACCAGCCAUUUUGGAUCAUGAUGAGAUGGCAAGGGGCAAGAGUCAAGGUGCACGCGGUCGAUCGAUGUCGUUAAUGACACCCGAUGGCAAUCAAACUGUCGAACCGAAAUCCUUGGUCAAUCAGCUGGAAUAUUUCUACAAACAAUUUCAAUUUUUCGGCCUGGACGACGGUUACAUUGAGCAGAUUUUCAAGCAAUUACUUUACUACAUUUGUGCCAUUUCAAUAAACAAUCUGAUGCUGAGACAAGAACUUUGUAUGUGGAAGACAGGCAUGAAGAUCAGAUAUAAUGUGAGCUGCCUGGAGGAUUGGGCUCGCAAGAAGAAAAUGCCGAACGAUAUUUUACAACCUCUGCAACCUUUAAUCCAAGUGUCGUCAUUACUUCAAUCUCGCAAAUCCGAAGAGGAUGUGGACACAAUUUUCGAACUUUGUUCGGACCUAACAACUGCUCAAGUGUUACGGAUUAUUAAGUCGUACACACUGGACGACUGUGAGAAUCCGAUUCAACCCAUCUUCAUAGAGAAGUUGGAAAAGAAAUUGAACGAACGGAAUACUCAUACACCAAACGAUCUAUUCACCAUGGAGGAGAACUUUGUACAUCCGUUGAAGGUUAUUUACAAGUAUGAUUCCAUUAAAUUAGAAGAGAUCGAGCUACCAACCAUACUAAAUUUGGACGAUUUGUUGAUAAAAAUUUAAACCGAAACCAAAAUUUAAGAGUUAAACGUUAAACCGGAUUACCAGCGACAAUACAAAAGAAUCGUUUUCACAGGAUCCAAUGGAAACAUAUUUAUCGAUUUUGUGUUGUUCAUUUAUAGCUGCUCGGGUACGUAAUUGAACUAUAUUUCGUUUUCAGAAAGUGGCAAAUUUAUUGUUAUUUAGAACACAUCAGGUUCGUUGCUUUUAUUUUAUUUGUUAAUUAUAUUCGAAGAGUUAGAUCAGAGAGUUUACAUAAUUUUCAUGUUUAAUAAUUUAUCUAAAAAAGAGACCUACAACCAAUUGGGAGAACAUAUCAAUGAUCUUCAUUCCAUUCCAGUGUGCUCAAUUCGAACAGUUUUACAUUUGAAGUCAGAACUUUUAUGAAAGUUUUCCAAAUUUGACCCAUUUUGACGAGCCUUUUCCUUGAAAUUUUUGCGUAUUUCGAGUAGAGAAUUAGUCGAUGCAACGUUUGUAAAUUAUUUUUAAUCGACGUAAAUCAUUAUUCUAAACGGAAAAUUGUUCUACGGUAUGCUUCUAAAAUGCACCGAUUUUCUUUAUAAAUAUCGAAGUGGUCGACCCAUAUUUCUGAGUUCAAACUGUUUUUAGAUAUUCUGCUGAUUGAAAUGUAUCCAAUUAUAUUGCUUACCAGGGAACUCUGACAAUUUUUUUCAUAUAGCGGCUACGAAUGACCUCAGUCACAUUUCUGGCGGCUGUGGAAUGGGUAAAAAUACGUGUCGUAUUUUGCAAACAAAAUUAAUUUUGUAAAAAAAAAUCGGUACUUUUUGGAGGCAUAACAUUGAAUAAAUUUUCUCUUAGAAUUGCGUUGUUGUUAACUUACAAGAAGUUGUACCGACUAAAUAUAAGUAAAUUCACAAAGCAUUAAAAAAUCGGAUUCGUCACCAGCUUGACAAUUUUUUACAACUAACCAAUAAUUUCAUUUGAACACCCAGCCAAUAGACAGAUAUUUUCAUCAUCGGCCUUUUCAGUACUAAGUUUAACGUACUGAAAUGCAGUCAGUCAUUGGACCUAAUGAAAUUAACUAAUAUUCAUUGCACCAUUACAACGUUCUAUGAUGUCAUUGUAUCCCUAAUAACAUUUUAACAUUUUUCGCUGGAUCGCUAUACCAACCCGUUGAGUAAAACAUUGAAAAAACUUCCCCUGUAUCAAUUAUACUUAAUUCCAUUCAUGUAUUGACGAAUUUGUCCAAGGUCCAAGUAUUUCACCUGAGAAUGGCAGAAAUAUUUAAUUUUGCUCAAUUAUGCUGCGACAAUCUUUGUGUUGCCGCUUGUUCAGCUAUAUCGACCUUUCUUUAAAGAUUUUGUAAAUAUGAUGUCCCUAUCAUCCCACAAUUGCAUUUUGCCGGACCGUUUACCAUUUUCUCUGAUUAAACCUGGUGGCUUCAAAACUGAUCGGAUGUUAGUAGUACAACGGGCUUGCCAAAUAAUGUUGUCCCGUGAAUGAAGUUGUAAACAUUUUUUAAUUAUUUAAAUUGAGCUAAUACACAAAACAGCCUGAUCUUGCCAAUAGGUAAUUUUACUAAGAAAUUUUAUUUUCCCUGUUGUUUUUGCAGUGAUUAUAUUUUAAAGUUAUGAAAUAUUUAAAAAUAUUUAGUGACGACUGUAGACUUAAAGCUAGUAUUCAUUGUGGAUUUAUGAAAUAGUUGGGUGUUAUUCCAGAGCUUGUUUCAAUGAAGUGCGUACAAACGAAAAUAUUUUUUUUUUAAACAAAACAUUCCAAUUUCAUGCUUUGACAUGUUCUACUAUUGAAAGUUUUUUUCCUCUAAAAAAUUGACUUAAAGACUGAAAAGAAGUGUAGUAUUUUUCACUUUGUUAUCUUUUUCAACACAUUCCGGAAAUAAUGCAAUUUUUGUUGCCUAAUUUAAAAAAAAAAGUUUUUAAAUAAAAACCAAUAAAUAUAAAAUGAAAAAUUCUAUUUAUAAAUGUUGUUGUUAAUCUAGAAAAUAAUUUAAAGUUAAUUUAUAGAAGCUGUUAAAUUUGAAAAGAAGGAGAUGUUAUUGUGAUGUUGGAAACUCUUAGGGUGAAAAUAUUUUUUUUAAUGGAACAUUUGGCAAUUUAUCAUUGAAAGUGUUACUUAUUGAUAUAAGGACCAUUUCAGUUUAUCUAAAAAAAAUAAAAAAAAAUUUGUUGGCAUUCGGUUGUUUGUAAAUUGGAAAGAGUUGAAUUGCCCUCCGCCAAUACGAUUGCAUUUAUAAUUUCGUACAAUUAAAAUGAUUUAAAGUAUUCUUAUCAUCGUUAAGUUUUUAGUAUUAAAGAGAAAUAUUUAUAAUUAAAUGAAUUGCUGAACAUAGCAAGAAACGUAGUACUUAAUAGUAGUCACUUGCAAAUAGUCUCAAUGGCUGCAUUUUAUUAUAAUUCACAAAAAUUUCUGAUUUUUGAAGGCAGUUCAAAAUUUCGAAAAAUAUGUGCAACGUUUUGCUUUUUAAAAUUUCACUUAAGUUCAUAACGUUCAUAAAAUUACUGAACUGACUACUCUGGGCAUGACCGGCAUGACGUAUUAAUUUUACUGUACCAGAACGAGGUCAACUCGUUUCAUUUUCCUGUGUGAUUCACUUUUCAUUCCUUACAUCCUCACAUAUUGUCAAAAUUUGAGAAAAUUCGUCCUGAAAAUCUUUUCAUUUGCAUGCCUUCACCGUCUAAUUCAUUAAUCAUAUGCUUACGUUCGUAAGUAUGGAAUAAGUAUCUAAUGCUUUGAAAAGGUAUUGAACGUCGUAGCCUUGUUUGUGGCCAGUGAAACUGUAGUUUUCGACAAGCGUUUGCACAUAUUUUUAUUUGUUAUUUAACAUGAUGAUGAAAAUUUAAAUUAAAUUUACUUACAUUCAUUUCCUUUGUGGAAGUUAUUUCUACUUAAAUUGCAAUUUUAGUUAAAAGAAAUUUUUUUAAUAAAAAUAAAUUCAUAAAAUGAUAAAAGGUGAUACUUGGUUUCGCCGUGAUAGAUUUAAAAAAAAAACCCAAUACCAGAACCGCAAGUUCAUAGUGAUAAAUGGAAAGAUGUGUACUUAAAACCUAUAAUUGAAAAAGCAUAAAAUGUAUUUAAUUUAUUGACAAAAAUUGUAGGCCUAUUUAAAUAGAGAAAUUAUA
Molecule: messenger RNA, 8767 nt
Organism: Bradysia coprophila
Lineage: Eukaryota; Metazoa; Arthropoda; Insecta; Diptera; Sciaridae
Product: unconventional myosin-Vb-like
Biological process (GO): actin filament organization
Cellular component (GO): membrane; myosin complex; cytoplasm
Molecular function (GO): microfilament motor activity; actin filament binding; ATP binding
Source: RefSeq, a predicted model, not a curated record